AUGUUCUCCAAUUCAAAUAUAUCCAUCGAUCAAAAUCAAACUAUACCUAUCGACUACCCGUUCAUUGACUUGACUAGUGAAACUAUUAAAUAUGCUAAUCGAUCAUUUUUUGCUGGAUCAGAAUCUGAAUUAAAAGAAAAAGAAGCAAAUGACAAUGUAUUCCAAGAAAUAGAUCCAAAUGAUUAUGUAACAGUUUACACUCACCUUCAAUUAGAUACGUACAAGAAUUGGAUCAAAAAUAUUCUUCCGAACAUUUCUG
This is a messenger RNA of Ambispora gerdemannii, 259 nucleotides long. NCBI's taxonomy places the organism in Eukaryota, Fungi, Glomeromycota, Glomeromycetes, Archaeosporales, Ambisporaceae. The record is from the annotation of a GenBank genome assembly.